UUGAUUUUCUUUUUGCUUUUCUCUCCAUAGCUAUGGUUACUGCUUCACUAUCUGUUGAUACUCCUCCACUUCCUCUUACCAAGGAGCCUACUACUUUAAUGGCUUCUUCUCCAUCUCCACUCUUCAGCCCGGCUUCCGAAAAGCGUUUCUGGGGCAUCCUCCGUGGCCGCGUCGAUGCACUCUUCGGUGACCGAAAUGUCGAUCCUUCUUUGCUUAAAGAGAUUAAUCCAAGAGAAUCCAACAGAGCUAAGCGAUUGAAAGAGGAUUCAUUGCUUUUGCUUAGAGGCUUUGAUUCCAUCACACAUACUCUCUCUCAGCUAUCGAAUAACCUCGACAAUGCUCUCCAGGGAGCUAGAGAGCUAGCUAAACCUCCAACGUUGACCGAUAUAUUUCAUAGUAACCUCAAGAAUUCAGAGCCAAAAGAGGAAGAAUUCGAAGUCGGAGAAGAGGGUAAGAUCGGUCUGAAGAGGAAAUUUGACCACAGUGAGAGCUCGGAUGAUAAUGGUUCACAAAAGGAGAACGAGCAAAGCCCCAAGAACAACAAGAUGAUGAAGAAAGCCAAAAAUCUUGCGAUUUGCAUGGCAACCAAGGCAGCUUCACUCGCCAGAGAGUUGAAGUCAAUAAAUAAUGAUUUAUUUUUCAUGCAAGAGCGUUGCAGUCUGCUCGAGGAAGAGAACAGGAGGCUCCGAGACGGGUUCACCAAGGGGGUCCGACCCGAGGAAGACGAUCUGGUGAGGCUUCAACUGGAAGCACUGCUUGCAGAGAAAUCAAGGCUUGCGAAUGAGAAUGCAAAUCUGGUGAGGGAAAACCAAUGCCUUCACCAGCUUGUGGAGUACCAUCAAACGACUUCCCAAGAUCUAUCCGCAUCGUAUGAAGAAGUGUUGAGAGGAACGUGCUUGGAUUUUUCAUCUCCCAUUGCAGAAGAAGAGGAAAUCAAUGAAGGAGAAGAAGGUGGUAUUGUUGGUGCUGAUAAGUACCGACAGAUUACUCGAACACCUCGAGCAGAUAUCCUUGGCUUGUCCACUUCUCUUGAUGAGUACUUUGAUGAAGAGCAACAGCAUCAGGUCUCAUGCAAACCAGGAAAAUGAAGCAAUGAUCUUGGUUAUUUAUACUGUUUCAAGUUUUGUAUAUUAUGCUUUCCCUUCCAUCAAUCUUGGUAAGAGAUAUCUAUCAGUGUCCUUUAAUCUCAAAUAAUAUAUAUUUAUAA
This is a messenger RNA of Hibiscus syriacus, 1207 nucleotides long. RefSeq lists its product as uncharacterized. Lineage: Eukaryota; Viridiplantae; Streptophyta; Magnoliopsida; Malvales; Malvaceae. The transcript is spliced from 5 exons. Bases 33 to 1088 code for a protein of 351 amino acids. The record is from RefSeq and is a predicted model, not a curated record.